GCACACAGAGAAGAAGCCACACACACACACAAGUCAGUGAGAGGAGAGAGGAACGAGAGAAGAGGGAGACGGACACAUUCAACUCAAAGGGAGAAGACACUGUGAGAGCGGACAGGUGAACUCAUCCACCCCUUCAUCCAGCUUCCCAGGAGGAAAAAGGAACAAGCUCAAGGACACCCAGGACUCGGUUGCUGCAAAGGGGAGGGUAAAACAUUUUGUCGGGGUCAAGACAGUGCAACCUGCAGAGGGACUAUCAAAACUUCUCCGCUGGGGGCUCUGCAUAUCCUCACCAAGGCACUAUGUCUGGCAAAAUGUCGAUGACAGAUCUGUUGAAAGCUGAGGAGAUCAAGAAAGCUCUUGAAGCCUUUGCAGGAGAAACAUUCGACCCUAAAAAGUUCUUUGAAAUGGUGGGAAUGAGGGCCAUGUCAGCUGAAAACGUCAAGAAGGUCUUCAAGGUUCUGGAUGUGGACGGUAGCGGCUUCAUAGAGGAGGAGGAGCUCAAGUUUGUACUGAAGGGCUUUUCCGCAGAGGGCAGAGAUCUGACUGACUCUGAGACAUCAGCAUUCCUCAAAGCCGCAGACAAAGAUGGCGACGGCAAGAUCGGCAUUGAUGAGUUUGAGGCCUUGGUGCAUGAGUAGGGGAUAGCUGAACACCCCCCUUUUUCUUCCUCCUCCUCUUCGUCCCUGCAUUCAUGUUUUGUACCUGCCACCUUCAAACUCCUCUCACCUUCGUCGGGACCCCACACAUGGAGUCAGACCAGGCCUGCUCUCUACAAAACCCUGCAGAAGCAGGCCACCAGGGAGUUAUCUUGAGGAGAAACAUAAAGGCAUAGCGAGAACCAGUUUCAUUUUUUUCAUUUUUAUAUAUAUUUAAUCGCACAUGCUGUAUGGGUUUCUGAAUCAUUCUUAAUGAUUUCAUGAAGAUAGUUUGUGGUCUCAAAACAGAUGGUGGUACUUUAGUGCUGUAGAUGGUGUAGAUGUUAUGAAGACUUCUUAAAUCUUAAUUUCCUUCCUUUGUGUAUUUCAGGUUGUGCAUUUUGUCCGAUUGGUUUUACUUCUAGAUGUUCACAUCUCAGUGCACUUUCCUCCCACUCCUUUUCCUCAUCCACCUUCCUUCACCUCACCUCCUCUCCUCUCUCCCCUCCUCCUCCACACUCCCUGCCUCCGAUCAGAUGAUGUA
Plectropomus leopardus (leopard coralgrouper) is the source of this 1179-nucleotide messenger RNA. NCBI's taxonomy places the organism in Eukaryota, Metazoa, Chordata, Actinopteri, Perciformes, Serranidae. The record is from RefSeq and is a predicted model, not a curated record.